Anopheles coustani is the source of this 899-nucleotide messenger RNA. RefSeq names its product dynactin subunit 6 (gene DCTN6-p27). The record is from RefSeq and is a predicted model, not a curated record. Gene Ontology annotation, biological process: mitotic spindle organization. Lineage: Eukaryota; Metazoa; Arthropoda; Insecta; Diptera; Culicidae. The transcript is spliced from 2 exons. Bases 55 to 639 code for a protein of 194 amino acids. Gene Ontology annotation, molecular function: dynein complex binding. Gene Ontology annotation, cellular component: dynactin complex.
UGCAAAAACAUACGAAAACGGUUUAAGAAUAUAAAAAUCACCCAAAAAGCUACAAUGAAUGUAGUUAAAGCGAACGACUUCAAAAUAAUGCCACGCUCGAUGGUAUGCGAGGACAGCAAUCUACGUGGUGACAUCACGAUUUCAACCGGCUGCAUUAUCCAUCCCAGUUCGACAAUAAUCGCCGAGUCCGGACCCAUCAUUCUGGGCGAAAACUGUAUCGUUGAGGAGUACGCGACGGUGCGCUACCGCAUUCCCGAGAAUCAUCCGGCGUACGCGGAGAUAGCGGAAGGUGGCGUAGCGAAACCGCUCGUUAUUGGGCCGGACAAUGUGUUCGAGGUGGGGUGCACCGUGGAGGCGCUUUCGAUCGGCGAUCGCAAUGUGUUCGAAUGCAAAAGCUACGUGUCGGCCGAUGUAACCAUCGGUAGUGGUUGUGUCAUUGGAGCGGGCUGCCGGUUGGUUGGCAAGCAAACGCUGGCGGACAAAACGGUCAUCUACGGUGGGCAGUGUCUGCAGCGGGAAGUGAUCGAGAAACAGAAGUCGCAAAUGAUACAGUUGGAUUAUCUGCGUAAAAUAUUGCCAAACUAUCAUCAUCUGAGGAAAGUGAAUUAUGACCCAAGGAAGCCACGGCCUCAAAUCUAGGAGAUUUUAGGUCUAGGUUUGAUAGGGGGCACAAAUUCACAGGUGUUUUCAAUAUUCCGUUCCAUGUUUUUCAUUAUAGAUUUGCGUGGUCAUAGGAUAAUUAAUUAUUGAUCUAUCUACUGUCUAUUAAAAAUGAAUUACAUGAUAAUCGUUUAUUUAUCUUUACAUUUCAAAUAAUAAGUGAUCAAUUAACAAAACCAUUUAUUGCAUCUUUAUUCGAUGGUAAGCUUUAUAAAAAAAGUCCAAAAUAAACCUGAAAA